Messenger RNA from Tetrapisispora phaffii CBS 4417, 1278 nucleotides. It is a transcript of the gene ABP140, whose product is annotated as tRNA(Thr) (cytosine(32)-N(3))-methyltransferase. Lineage: Eukaryota; Fungi; Ascomycota; Saccharomycetes; Saccharomycetales; Saccharomycetaceae. Gene Ontology annotation, molecular function: tRNA (cytidine-N3)-methyltransferase activity. The record is from RefSeq and is a predicted model, not a curated record. The coding region runs from base 1 to 1278 and encodes 425 amino acids. The transcript has a single exon.
AUGGCUGUAGCUGAAUUGAUAAAGAAAUUUGAAGAGAUUUCUAAAGAUGUCGAAGCAACUCAAGAAAAUUUGGAAAAGGUAGUAUGCGAUGAGCAAACAGAUGAAAUUAGUGAAAAUACUGAAAAUUCCAACAGUAAUGAAGAAAUUAACACAUUUAAUUGUGAUGUUGAUGAAGUUCCAACCAAUAACAUUAGUGAAGAUUUAGGUGCUGAUUUGAAGGGUGCUGAAGUAGUUGAAAAUGAUAACAAACUUACAACGGAGGAACAAAAUGCUAUGGCACAGGACAUAAAAGAAGAAAUUCUUAACGCUGUAGCUCAUGAUUCAUCUAAUGUUGCUGACAAAUUUGAAAAUGAAAAUGAAAUAGUAACCAAUGAGAAUAAUUCCCGUAUAGGGAGAGAUGAGCCAUUUGAGUUUGGUAAACGUCAAUUAACUGAAUCAUCUGAUGUUUGGGAUCACAAUGCUUGGGAUAAUGUUGAAUGGGGUGAAGACCAAGUAAAAGAAGCACAAGCUAAAAUUGAACUUCAAUACGAAAAUCCUGUGUCUGAUUUUGACAAAGCUUUAUUUAAUAAAAACCCUGCAAGAUACUGGGAUAUAUUUUAUAAAAAUAAUAAAGAGAAUUUCUUUAAAGAUAGAAAGUGGUUACAGAUCGAAUUUCCAAGUUUGUACGCUGCAACUAAAAAAGAUGCAGGUCCAGUCACUAUAUUUGAAAUCGGUUGCGGUGCUGGCAAUACCUUUUUCCCAAUUUUAACUGAAAAUGAGAAUGAGCAUUUGCGGAUUAUUGCUGCUGAUUUUGCUCCAAAAGCUGUUGAAUUAGUAAAAUCUUCGGAACAAUUCAAUCCAAAGUAUGGCCACGCUGCAGUUUGGGAUUUAGCUAAUUCUGACGGCGCUCUUCCUGAUGGUGUUGAAGAACAUUCUGUCGAUAUUGCUGUCAUGAUUUUUGUUUUUAGUGCAUUAGCACCAAAUCAAUGGCAACAGGCAUUGGAUAAUUUAAAGAAAGUAUUAAAACCAGGUGGCAAAAUUCUUUUUAGAGAUUAUGGUAGAUACGAUCUUGCGCAAGUAAGGUUUAAGAAGAAUAGACUUCUUGAUGAUAAUUUUUAUGUAAGAGGUGAUGGUACUAGAGUAUAUUUCUUCACAGAAGAAGAGUUAAGGGAGAUUUUCACAAAGAAAUACUUUAUUGAAAAUAAGAUCGGAACUGAUCGAAGAUUGUUAGUCAAUAGAAAAAGACAAUUGAAAAUGUAUCGUUGCUGGUUGCAAGCUGUCUUUGAAGUUCCAGAAUAA